Molecule: messenger RNA, 1029 nt
Organism: Parastagonospora nodorum SN15
Lineage: Eukaryota; Fungi; Ascomycota; Dothideomycetes; Pleosporales; Phaeosphaeriaceae
Exons: 2
Coding region: 1-1029 (342 amino acids)
Cellular component (GO): mitochondrion
Molecular function (GO): oxidoreductase activity
Source: RefSeq, a predicted model, not a curated record
AUGUCCCAGGCGGGAAGCAAGCUGCCCGCAGCUAUGAAGGCCUGGCAAUGGUCGCAUUGUAGCGACACCCUCGAAAAUUCCAUCGUGUUGAAUAAUUCAGUACCGCUACCUACAGAGAAGCGAUCGCUUGCGCCCGGAGAGUCGCUUGUCCAAGUGCACGUUGCUGCCCUGAACCCCGUGGACUACAAGAUUGCCGAAUUGCCUAUCGUUGGGCGCAUGGCAAUCCCGAAGCCCGCAACGCCAGGUCUAGAUUUUUCAGGAAGGGUAGUUGAAGUGGGAUCGGACUGUAAUGUCAAAGUUGGCCAAAUGGUCUUCGGGAAGCUGGAGCCAAAGCAGCAGUUUGGAACGCUAGGAGAGUACAUCAUCGGUUCGAAAGCAGGGACUGCACCUAUCCCAGAUGGCGUGUCUGUUGAAGACGCAGCGACUAUUGGCGUUUGUGGUUUGGUGACUUACCAAUGUCUUGCGCCAAAUGUAAAAGCUGGCGACCAUAUAUUCGUCAACGGCGGAUCUGGCGGCACGGGUACUUUUGCGGUCCAGAUUGCGAAGGCAUUGGGCAAAGAGAAGAAUGUGCAACAAUGCAGAGACCUUGGUGCAGACGAGGCCAUCGAUUAUCGCAAAGCCGAUGUGGUCACCACGCUCUCCGAAAAGUCCGGAAAGUACGACUUUGUCCUCGACAACGUCGGUACCAACUACGACCUUUACUGGAAGUCGCCACAGUUCACAAAACCGGGUGCUAAAUAUGUACAAGUUGGAGCUGCGCCGAGCCUAUCGUUCAUGUACGACCUCGCGUUCAGGUUCCUAAUGCCUGGAGUGCUUGGGGGCGGAAAGCGGCCAUUCGCUUUUGGCAUGGCUGCGACAAACUUUGAACACUUUACGGAAAUCGGGAAGCUGCUGGAAGAUGGAAAAGUGAGACCAGUCAUCGAUGAAGUCUUCGCGUUCGAGAACGUGCCAGAGGCUUACCGAAAAUUGAAGACGGGGCAUGUAAAGGGAAAGCUUGUGGUGAAAGUCAGCAAUGUGGACGACAAGUAA